AUGUCCGAUUCGUUUCGAGCCUUGGAUGAUAUCGCCGCGCAACCUGCCACGCGGUCUGUCCGGCUGAGGCUGGCUUGCGACGCUUGUACGACUGCAAAGGUGCGAUGCAGCAGGACUCACCCUUGCGAGCGCUGCGAGGAUAACGGGCUGGAGAACCAGUGCUAUUACAGUGCUUCACGACGACAUGGGAAAAGAGCUCGACAUCGCAAGACAGGGUCUGAGAUACUGCGGUCAAGCAACACAGCUUCGCUCACGACGGGCGAUUCUGCGAGUGCACAGUAUGGGACUGACUUUGCUUGGGAGGACUACAGUCAUACACCGGGAUCGUCGGCUGCGAAGACAGACAGUGAAUUUGAUAUGCUAGAUGGCUGGGUGUCUCACAACAUGGAUGUUGCUGUUGAUUUUGAGAAUUUUAACAGUAUAUCUUGGGCCGAUCCAUGGAAGUCGCUUAGUCUUUGGUCUGAUACCAGUCCGUCUCAGUCAAGUGGCAUGGUAUCACCGGAUUUAAGCUUGUCUCCAGCACAAAUAACGUCAAUCAAACCCACAAUCCACGGAGCGUCAAACAUCCUGGGAAGCAAUAUGCAAGGUCCAAGGCAGUCUCACAAUUGCGAGGCCACGGCGUUGAGACUGUUGAGAUCCCUACACUGUCAACCAAACACAGAUCAAAGUGCAAACAUAUGCAGACAACCACACAACAUAUAUCAGGCGAAACAAGCAUGUUCAACGCCGAGUAUCGACACAGUUCUAUCAGUCAACAAAGUCGCACUGGCCAACCUCAUUCCCCUACUGAAAUGCCCCUGCGGACGAAACUCGCACAUUGCGAUGCUCCACAGUGCAAUUCUUUCAAAGGUCAUCUUCUGGUACAGAGUUGCCGUGACCGCUCGCUAUCACUCUGAAGGGGUUGAGCUACGACCGAUGAAGAUCCAGCUGGGAAUGUUGGAUCUAGACGAUGAGGAUCAAGCAAUACUGCAGAGAGCUGUGCUCCUUCGCGAGUUGCGCAAGGCGGAAAAGGUCAUGGAAACGUUUGAUUCUUUUUCUGUACGUGAGGAUGGGGUGCCCGGUUGGCAUGCUUCGGCGGUGAGAAAUAUGAGAGAGGAGUUACAAACAAUCAUUCAGAAGAUUAGAAAGGGACAGGGGGAUCUGCCAUGA
Messenger RNA from Fusarium sp. VM40, 1149 nucleotides. The record is from the annotation of a GenBank genome assembly. NCBI's taxonomy places the organism in Eukaryota, Fungi, Ascomycota, Sordariomycetes, Hypocreales, Nectriaceae.